This is a messenger RNA of Diversispora eburnea, 3132 nucleotides long. The record is from the annotation of a GenBank genome assembly. NCBI's taxonomy places the organism in Eukaryota, Fungi, Glomeromycota, Glomeromycetes, Diversisporales, Diversisporaceae.
AUGACUCAAGUAGAAAACUCUAGCUUUGACGAUUCUGAAUGUCACCACGCUAAAAGUGUAAACCUCAGAAAAAAGCUUAAAAAAACCAUACAAGAAAUCAAAUUUUCAGACUUACGUUGUCAAACUUGUGAUAAUAAAAACCAACAAACUUCAACAAUUGUCGCAUCUACUUCAACUGAAGAAGAAGAAGAAAAAGAAGAAGAAGAAGAAAAAGAAGAAGAAGAAGAGAAAGAAGAAGAAGAAGAAAAAGAAGAAGAAGAAGAAAAAGAAGAAGAAGAAGAAAAAGAAGAAGAAGAAGAAAAGGAAGAAAAAGAAGAAGAAGAAAAGGAAGAAGAAGAAGAAGAAAAAGAAGAAAAAGAAAAAGAAAGCGAAGAAAAAGAAGAAGAAAAGAAGGAAGAAGAAGAAAAGAAGGAAAAAGAAGAAAAAGAAGAAAAGGAAGAAGAAAAAGAAAAAGAAGCGGAAGUUAAUAAUACUAAAGAUACGGAUAGUGACAAUGAAACUAAUGACGAUUCCAAUAAUAAUGAUAAUAAUAUCAAUAAAAGUCUUUGGGUUUGCCUUACUUGUGGUGAAAUAAAUUGUGGUCGCUAUGAUAAACAACAUGCACAACAACAUUACAAUAAAAAUCAAAAUGAGGAAGAUCAUAAACAUACAAUUUCAAUGAAUCCAAUAACAAACGAAUUUUGGUGUUACGCGUGUGAUGAUUCCGUAACUUCCAUCAGAAAGAAUCAAAUAUUAGGUGAAAUACUGGGUUUGGUUAAGAAUGCUCGUAAGGCGAAAGAUAAAAAAGCCGACGAUUUACAAACUAAAAAAAUUCCCAAAAAUCGAAAUCAAAUGAAUAAUCAGAAUUAUUAUCAAAUUACCACACCAGGAUUAAUGAAUCUUGGUAACACGUGCUUUUUUAAUUCAGUUAUGCAGGUCGUCACUGGAACUACAAUACUUCAUGAUGUCCUUAAAUCUGAACAGCCUUACCAUCAACCAACUGAAAUAGAUGCUGAAAUGUGUCCCGCUGCUAAAAAUAGUGUUGGCCCACUUACUGAUGAAUUUAAAAAUUUUCUAUAUAAAAUGUGGGAUCGUCAAGAAGAUGUAGUGUCUCCUCGAGAAUUAUUUAAUCAAAUUACAAGGAAAUGGUCACAAUUUCGAGGUUGGAGACAACAAGACAGUCAGGAACUUAUGCGAUUUUUAUUUGAUGGUAUCAAAAAUGAAGAACUUAGUUUGAUACGAAAAUUAUUUCCUCCACAAGACAUAGAAAAGGGAUCAUCGAAAGAUAAAAAUGAAAAAUUAAUUGAUCAAGAGGAUCAAGAGGAUCAAGAAAAAGAGAAGGAAACUGAAAUUGAAGAAAAACAAAAAAAGAAGUCCUUUAUUGACGCAUGUUUUGGUGGUAAAUUAGUCAGUGUAAUUGUUUGUGAAAAAUGUAAAAAAUCUUCUUUUUCAUAUGAAGAAUUUUUAGAUGUUUCCUUGCCAAUAAAAUCUCCUAUUAGUGAUUAUGAUGAGAACAAAUCGAACAGAAUGUUUGGCAAUUUUAUGUCACGUGAUUCGGACAUAGAUAAUCCACCAAUAUCUCUCUAUGACUGCCUGAGAAACUUUAUGCGAGUAGAGACUCUAACCGGUGAUAAUUUAUUUGCAUGCGAGAACUGCUGGAGAAUCAGGCAUCAAGCUUCUUCUAAUGAAAAUGAGAACGAUAAGGAUGUUGAAAAGGCAGAAAAUGCUGAGGAUAUUGAGAAUACAGAAAAUGUUAAGAAUACGGAAAAUGCUGAGAAUAUUGAGAAUACAGAAAAUGCUGAGAAUAUUGAGAAUACAGAAAAUGCUGAGAAUAUUGGGAAUACAAAAAAUGCCGAGAAUAUAAAAAAUAUUGAGAAUAUUGAAAAUGCAGAAAAUGCUGAGAAUAUUGAGAAUACAAAAAAUGCCGUGAAUAUUGAAAACACAGAAAAUGUCGAGAAUACAGAAAAUGCCGAGAAGAUUGAGAAUACAAAAAAUGCUAAAAAUAUUGAAAAUACAGAAAAUGCUGAGAAGAUUGAGAAUACAAAAAAUGCUAAAAAUAUUGAAAAUACAGAAAAUGCUGAGAAUAUUGAGAAUACAGAAAACGGUAAGAAUAUUAAGAAUACAGAAAAUGCCGAAAAUAUUGAAAAUACAGAAAAUAUUGAGAAUACAGGAAAUACUGAAAAUAUCGAGAAUACAGAAAAUGCUAAGAAUAUCGAGAAUAGAGAGAAUAUUGAAAAUACAGAAAAUGCUGCUAAGAAUAUUGAGAAUAUUGAGAAGACGGAUAAUGCCAAGAACAUUGGGAAUACAGAAAAUUCUGAGAAUAUUGAAAAUACAGAAAAUGCCAAGAAUAUUGGGAAUACAGAAAAUUUCAAAAAUAUUGAGAAUAUUGAAAAUACAGAAAAUGUCGAGAAUACAGGAAAUGACGAGAACAUUGAGAAUACAGAAAAUUCUGAGAAUAUUAAGAAAAUAGAAGACGUAAAUGAAACGAUCGUUAAGAAUUCUACAGAAUUAGAAAAUAAUGGUGAAGAAUCCGAUUCACAACAGAAGCAGCAGCCAUUACCCUCACAGCCAUUGAAAUCGUCACUUGUAAGCAAUGCUACUACAAAAUCCAAGCCAACCGAAUCAAAAUUCAUUCUCCAAGAUGCUAAUAAACGUUAUUUCUUUGAUACAUUACCGCCUGUGUUAGUAUUUCAUUUAAAACGAUUUCAACAAAUAGGUAGCAGAUGGUCGGUCACCAUGAGAAAGAUAGAUGAUUUUGUUAAGUUUGAAGAAGAAAUAGAUGUAACUGAUUUUGUAAUCCCCUCAGAAAAGGUGGGCGAUGCAGAUGACGAAGACGGGGUAUUAUCAAACGAAAACGAACGAAAAAAAUAUCGAUUAUAUGGUGUUGUUGUUCAUCAAGGAAGUUUAUACAAUGGUCAUUAUAUUGCUUAUGUACUUUCGAGAAAUAUUCUUGGGAAAGGGGAUCAAACGGGAGUACCAGAAUUAUCUAAUGAUGAUUACAAUAAAGUUAAUGAAAUCCAUUCUGCUGCUAAAGAGAAUGAAGAUGAGCAAAGGCAAUGGAUUUAUUUUAGUGAUAGUUCUGUGCAUAAAGCAAAUAUUAAAGAUGUUCUAGAAAGUGGAGCCUAUCUAUUAUUUUAUGAACGGGUGAGAUAA